UUCCGGUUCCGGUGGGGCCGUCGCUAGCUGUAGAGAUGGCGGCGGCGGCUGAGCUUGCGGCCUCGGGCUCUGGAGGGCCCCGGGAAGAGGCUGAAGUCACCGGCCCUGCCUGGGAUGAGUCCCAACUGCGCAGUUAUAGCUUCCCGACACGGCCCAUCCCGCGUCUGAGUCAGAGCGACCCCCGGGCCGAGGAGCUUAUUGAGAAUGAGGAGCCUGUGGUGCUUACCGACACAAAUCUUGUGUAUCCUGCCCUGAAGUGGGACCUUGAAUACCUGCAAGAGAAUAUUGGCAAUGGAGACUUCUCUGUGUACAGUGCCAGCACCCACAAGUUUUUAUACUAUGAUGAGAAGAAGAUGACUAAUUUCCAAAACUUUAAACCAAGGUCCAACAGGGAGGAAAUGAAGUUUCAUGAGUUUGUUGAAAAACUGCAGGAUAUACAGCAGCAAGGAGGAGAAGAGAGGUUAUAUCUGCAGCAGACACUCAAUGAUACCGUGGGCAGGAAGAUUGUCAUGGACUUCUUGGGUUUUAACUGGAACUGGAUUAAUAAGCAGCAGGGAAAGCGCGGCUGGGGGCAACUGACCUCCAAUCUGCUACUCAUUGGCAUGGAAGGAAAUGUGACACCUGCUCACUAUGAUGAGCAACAGAACUUCUUUGCUCAGAUCAAAGGCCAUAAGCGAUGCAUCUUAUUCCCUCCGGAUCAAUUUGAGUGCCUCUACCCAUACCCUGUCCAUCACCCUUGUGACAGACAGAGCCAGGUGGACUUUGACAAUCCUGACUACGAGAGGUUUCCUAAUUUCCGGAAUGUGAUUGGCUAUGAAACAGUGGUUGGCCCUGGUGAUGUUCUAUACAUCCCUAUGUACUGGUGGCAUCACAUAGAAUCAUUAUUAAAUGGAGGAAUUACCAUCACUGUGAACUUCUGGUAUAAGGGGGCCCCCACCCCUAAGAGAAUUGAAUAUCCUCUUAAAGCUCAUCAGAAAGUGGCCAUAAUGAGAAACAUUGAGAAGAUGCUUGGAGAGGCCCUGGGGAACCCACAAGAGGUGGGACCCUUGUUGAACACAAUGAUCAAGGGUCGAUACAACUAGCCUGCUGGGGGUUGAGGCCUCCUGCCGGGUGACUGCUAUCCCGUCCACACUGCUUCAUUGAUGAGGACGGGAGAUUCCAAGCGCUAGAAUUGCACGCUGCACUUAAUGGACUGGACUCUUGCCAUGGCCCUGGAGGCAGGUGUUAGGGGCAAGGCGGGGUGUUUUGGCACUCCACUCCUAUUUGGAGGACUUUUUACCCAUGCCUGCUUUGCCUCAGCACCUACCCUCUCUGCCCCCACUAAAGUCCUGCAUUCAGUGUGUGGAGUCCCAACUUCUGGUUGUCAUCAUAUCUGUGUGUCAGUCUGUCAGCCUUGGGAUGUGUGUACAUGUGUGUGCAUGCACACGCAUGUAUGUAUUUGUUCGUUGCUUCCUCAUGGACCAGGAUAUAACUUCUGGCUCUCAGCCCCAUCUCCUAUAAGCUCAGUGCCUCAGCCUGAGAGAGAGG
Molecule: messenger RNA, 1527 nt
Organism: Choloepus didactylus (southern two-toed sloth)
Lineage: Eukaryota; Metazoa; Chordata; Mammalia; Pilosa; Megalonychidae
Gene: HIF1AN
Product: hypoxia inducible factor 1 subunit alpha inhibitor
Exons: 8
Coding region: 36-1082 (348 amino acids)
Biological process (GO): negative regulation of Notch signaling pathway; peptidyl-aspartic acid hydroxylation
Cellular component (GO): nucleus; cytoplasm
Molecular function (GO): peptidyl-histidine dioxygenase activity; [protein]-asparagine 3-dioxygenase activity; ankyrin repeat binding
Source: RefSeq, a predicted model, not a curated record